AAAGGGGAAGUGAGCUGCCGCCGGAGCGAUGGCCCGGGUCUGGAGCCCGCGGCCGCCUCCGCCGCCUUCGCCACCAGUGUGUCGAGAGCAGCCGCGGCCGGAGCUGGGGCCGGAGUCGCGGCUGGAGAGGGGGCGGCGCGUGUGAGUUGCCGAACAUCUCAAACUCCGCUGGGGCGCUUCAGGCGGGCAGAGCAGCGGCCGCCCCUUCGGCACCGCACCCCCCCCCCCCCCCCGCCGGCCCGGACAGCAGGGCUGGCGUUUCCCCGGCCACGGGACCGGCUCCGAACCAGACUCCCAUCAGACUCAGGACAGAAGCCACAGAACGGUAUCAUCCCAAGCUCCAGCCGGCUCCCUGACCUCGACCUUCUCUUGGCGUCUAGGCGGUGUCAGGGUUGUGGCGGCUGAGCCUCCUCCGGCCGCCACCUCCAGCCGAGGACCAGCGAGCUCCCACUGUGCUCUGCGUCUCCUCCUCUCCUCCCAUUCAAGAACAAGUUUCUUUUCGCUUUCCAUUGCAAAUCCCUUCCCGGAGGUCCAAAGUACGCGUUCCGUAUGCCCUUCCUUCCCCAGCCCCUGCACAUACUUUUGGCCGCUUAUCUGGAGUAAUUGACAUAACUUUUUAUUAGUCUUUGGAAGAUAAAAAUUGCCCCAUUUCACUCUAAACUGACACUCCAUGCCCAGGGUUUUGUCCAUUUGGAUCACGGGCUCCUUGACCACCUCUAUGUAACUUCCCCUACCCUUCUGAGUUCCAAUUUCCUUUGGGCUUCUGUUCUCCAACUCCCAGCGGAUCUGGUCAGUCCCACCUCUGGGUGGGAGUGAUCAGAGGCCUCUGGCCCAAGAUUUCCCACCCUGGAAGGUAGCGCCAAAGUAGCAAGAGAAUUGGGCGUCGGGUACGAACCUGGCAGCUCAGGAGUGGGUGCUCCACUCACCCCACACAAGAAGAUGAAAAAGCGCAAAGAGCUCAAUGCACUGAUCGGCUUGGCUGCAGACAGCCGGAGAAAGAAACCCAAGAAAGGCCCAAGCAGCCACCGUUUGCUUCGCACUGAGCCUCCUGAUUCAGACUCAGAGUCCAGCUCAGAAGAGGAAGAGGAAUUCGGUAUAGUUGGAAAUCGUUCUCGCUUUAUCAAAGGAGACUACUUACGCUGCUGCAAGAUCUGUUAUCCCCUCUGUGCUUUUGUCAUCCUCGCGGCCUGUGUGGUGGCCUGUGUUGGCUUGGUAUGGAUGCAAAUUGCUCUCAAGGAGGAUCUGGAUGCCCUCAAGGAAAAGUUUAGAACAAUGGAAUCUAAUCAGAAAAGCUCAUUCCAGGAAAUUCCCAAACUUAAUGAAGACCUCCUAGGCAAACAGAAACAACUUGAGAAGAUUGAAUCUGGGGAGCUGGGCUUGAACAGAGUCUGGAUCAACAUCACAGAAAUGAAUAAGCAGAUAUCUAUGUUAACUUCUGCAGUAAAUCACCUCAAAGCCAAUGUUAAGUCAGCUGCAGACCUAAUUAGCCUGCCCACCACGAUAGAGGGACUUCAGAAGAGUGUAGCUUCUAUUGGCAAUACUUUAAACAGUGUCCAUCUUGCUGUGGAGGCAAUGCAGGAAACUGUGGAUGAACACAAGAAAACUCUGGAGUUCCUGCAGAGUGAUAUGAAUCAACAUUUCUUAAAGGACACCAAUGGAAGCAACCAGAUUGUUCCAUCACCAUCACCUUCAUCGGAACUUGACAAUAAAACCCACAGUGAGAAUUGGAAACAGGAUGUCCUGUACCUUCACAACUCUUUAGAGGAGGUAAACAGUGCCAUAGUGGGGUACCAGAGACAGAAUGAUCUUAAAUUCGAGGGGAUGAAUGAGACACUCACUAAUCUUACGCAGAGAGUCAACCUGAUAGAAAGUGAUAUGGUUGCUUUGAGCAAGGUAGAAAAGAAAGCAAACCUGACUUCCAGCAUGGUGGGGAACAGAGCUGCCACUCUGAAAAGAGAAUCUGUGGAUCCAGAGGCCAACAGAACCGAUAUUGUGAAAACCCAGAAUGUAAAGCAGAAAGAAGAUAGCCCAAAUUCUCAGGUAUCCAAAUUACGAGAGAAAUUGCAGCUGAUCAGUGCUCUCACAAACAAACCUGAAAGCAAUAGUCCUCCAGAGACUGCAGAUGAAGAACAAGUGCAGAAUUUUACAUCAAAGCCUUCAGCAUUGCCAAAAUUUUCACAGUUUCUUGGAGACAAAAUUGAGAAAGCUACCCAGUUAAAACCUAUCUCCCUACCAGGAAUUUCUAGCCUUGAAGAUCUUCAGAAUUUGUUCCACAAGACUGGCCAGGAUAUGAAUGGGAAGUUGACCUACCAAGAAAUCUGGAAUCUCCUAGGCUCUUCUAUGCCAGAACAAGAAAGCUUGAGAGCAUUUGAUUCCAAUUCGGAUGGAAGAUACUCAUUCCUGGAGCUAAGAGUAGCUUUAGGUGUCUAGCUUCAUCAGGCAUACUUGGAAAUGGAGAUAGACCCCUAACUACCUAAAAUCUAUUUACUCGACAUAAACAACCAUUUUUCCUAUCCAGCUGCCCCUCAUGUCCUCCAAACUAUUGUAGCAGACACAUUGCCACCUUUUAACUUGUUUGAAAAAACUAUAUAAAAAUUAUUUUUUUAAAAAAGAAAACCAUAUUACUUAUAAUAUGAUAGUCAGAAGUCUUAUGGUUUCUUGAAACCAGUAAGCUUUUACAUUUUGAAAUUACCAGGAAAAAAAAAAGCCCCCUUUUUUUUUCUCUCUCCUUUUUUUAAGGAGGAGACCUUAUCUUUUAAAACUGGAAAGUGUAUAUAGAAAGAGAAUAGCUACCUUUUAUAUUUCAUAUAAAUUUGCCUUAAAUUAGCUGCACUUUAUAGAGACUCAGAAACUGUCUUUUCUUUAAAAGAUAGACCUUUUCUGCUUGUAAAUAUUUAAAACAAAAGAAAAGUUGUGCAUAUUGUAUGAAAAGUAGGAAGAAAGGUUUUGAACAGGAUGUGAACAAAUGACUUAUUAAAGUUUGUUAAUCUGAUCUGCAUAGCAGUUAAAACUAUGUCCACAUCUCCUUAAGGUAUCCCUCAGCCCAGGUGCUGCCAUGGGUUUUGGCCUGGGAGCUGAGGGAAUUGAUUCAGGGAAUGGACACUGGAGAUAGCCUAGCUCCAGGCUCAGGAAAGUCAGAUUCUGGGUCUUUGUUCCUGCUCUCUCAGUUAACCUCAACCUAGAAUCAGAGAAGUCUUGUUGAGGAUCUUUCUCAUUUUUAAUCUUCUGUUAGGGUUUUUGAGCAUUAAAAAGUUAUCCAGUGGGGAUCUGUAUUUUCCUCACAAGUAAGCUAGAUUAUCUCCCCCUACCCACAACUCAAGUCUAUCUUAGAGCUAUAGCUGGCUCCUACCUUCAGAAUGCCCUCCAUUCUAUUACGGCAGAACCCAAGUCCCUUGUCACCAUCACAAACUGGCCACCAGAAUACUUGAAGAAUGCUAUGCUUAUGGUUUUGACUCUAGAAGCUAUACCCCUUGGAAUUUUACAUGGGGGCUAACUGAGAACAUGAUAAAUUCCUUGGUAGGAUGACUAAUGCAAAAAAGAGUAUGAAGUGAAAAUCAUAUUCAUCAGCUCAGAACUUGUUAUUAGUGGUUCUCUGCCCAGAAGGUGCCAAACUAUAGCAAGCAAGCCUGGAGCAAGAGUCCUCACAAGAUGGUAGAAGCCCUUAAAUACUUCUUUGGACUUGCCACAAAAGGUCCCUGGGCCGGAAGGAUAAUACAUUCUUGUCAUCUCUACACUGAGUUAGACUCAUGAGUUGGUGUUGUUCCUAGGAGCAGUCUUUGGGCAACACUAAAGGAACACUUAACUUUACCAAAUUUAAUUUUGCUGUAGCCAAGUCAGGGAGAAACUAGAGAAGCUUUUUAGUAGAGAACAUUUCCCUUUAACUUAUCCAAGUUGCCAUCAGCCGUGGAUGCAGUCCAGUACCCUUACAUAUUUAAAGGUUAGUUUUUUUUUCUUUACAUGAUAGCUUUGUGUUGGCUAACUUUUUUUUUCAAGAAGUAUUAAAGUUUAAUUAAAGUGAGACAAAGUCUUUCCGUGAAUAUAUAUACUUAUGUCAUGAUUUAUGUUUUUCCCAUUUAAAUUUUUUUCCCUUAACAUUUACCUUGCCCAUUUAUGCUAUUUCAUUUUCUUGGAAAGGUUAAUAAAAUAUAGUUUAAAAGUAGCCUGGCACUUUAGGUAACUUGAAGAUAACUCUUGGUCUUCUAGCUGCCUUCCCUGCCCUCCCUCCCCCCUCACAACACACUUUUUAAUAUAUACUCUCUUACAAAUUUUGUAACAACCAAAUAAAGUUCUAGCAAUAAAUUGAAUUAUACUGCUAUAUUUGUAUACACCGUACCAUAAAUAGUGUGUCUGUACCUGGAAGGUAUUUUUUUGAGAACUGAUUUAUAUGAAAUAUAUUGAGGGUAAUGUAGCUUGUCCUUUUUAGUUUUGAGUUCUUAUUCAUAGGCAGAUACUUUCAGGACACUUUAACUCUUUGUGGUAUGUACUUUUGUUUUGCAUCUCCUUUUAGUUUUUCUUCUUCUCAUCUGGAGCUUGUCAGCAAGCAUCACCCCUGAGCCAUGUGUAGUGCCAUCCCCUCCCCUACCAAGUCAGCAGUGUCUCCAUACUGCACUUGGUCCCAUGAUACCAUGUCAUUUGUCCCAGACAGAGGUAGAUAUCUUGACACUACCUUUGUUCAAAGUUGAACAGACUCACUGGCUUAAGAGCCACAGCAGCCUAUCACACAAUGUUGAUUUGGGAUUUUCAUUUGUAUGUUGUCCUAAUUUAUUAGCCUGUGCCUGCACUGAGCAAUAGUGAAGCCUCACCGGCCACAUCUCAGCGUUGAGAAAGAGAUUGGGUAGUAGUGAGUUUGCCUUUGGUUUCAAAUCCUUUUAUCCUUAAAGUCUGGUGAUUCCUAGGGCUUCUCUCCUAAUUUUCAAAACUAAUUUGUUUUGUUGACUCAUGCUUUCUGGAGUAAUGUUUACUUAAAGAACUUCCUCAAGUCCAAUAGGGUAGCUCACACCUGUAAUCCUUGCUCUGGGGAGGCUGAGGCAGAAGGAAGGAUCAAGAGUUCAAGACCAAUCUGAACUCGUAAACCAGUCAGACAAGUAAUGUGGAAAUAAAGCCAAAGGAAGAGAACACCUGGCUUCAAGAUGAAUUCAGGUUGUCUGAAGGCAGAGAGUGCCUGGCCUUCAGAAAUGGGUCCUAUGCAACAAAGCCAAAGAAGUGGGCGCCCCCUACUUCUGCAUUUUGCCUUCCUUGUGGUUUCCUUUCUUUGCCUUUGCUGGUCAUCGCUCCUCAGCAUCCAGCCUGCCAGUCACAGUGCAAGGUUUUGAUUGUGAUGGGCUCAUGUUCACAAUGGCCUAUUUUAGUGACAGCUUUUGUUUGCUACACACCUCAUUGGCUUGCUUGCCAACACCAGCUAGAUGUGUGUCCUUUCAUUUCCAAACCAGAACACAUUUGUGUAUUCCUGUGAUUUGAUAGAGCAUGUAUUGUAAAUGAACCUAACCUACCUUGUUUUCUCAUUUUAAGAAAUGUAAAUCUACUUUGUUUUAGAGGAUCGAUUUUGGAAAUGGAUAAAUGAUUUUGGUUCUCUUAAGGAAUUAAUCAAGGGUUUCAUGACUUGAGCUUUGCCAUUUUAAUUUGUCUAAAUAAAAUAUUUCCUUCCUUUCAA
This is a messenger RNA of Dipodomys spectabilis (banner-tailed kangaroo rat), 5650 nucleotides long. It is a transcript of the gene Efcab14, whose product is annotated as EF-hand calcium binding domain 14. The transcript has 11 exons. Bases 940 to 2430 code for a protein of 496 amino acids. Gene Ontology annotation, molecular function: calcium ion binding. The record is from RefSeq and is a predicted model, not a curated record. Lineage: Eukaryota; Metazoa; Chordata; Mammalia; Rodentia; Heteromyidae.